AAAAUCUUGUUUAACUUACAGGUUGCUGCCCACAUCGUCAAUAUUUGAGUCAACAAGAAUGUAGUAUGAUAGAUAAAUCCUGGAAGAAAAGGGUUCCAGGUUGCCAUAAAAAUAAACAUAUCGGGCUGAAAAUUGCAAGAUUUUCCAGUUUUAAUGGUUGGAAACAUCUAAAUGCCACAUCUGGACAGUCCUUAGAACCAGAACCUGAAGCAUAUACUGUGAUGAAAUUAUGGGAUUUACUAUUUUCAUCAUUGGAUGCUUUCUAUCGGUUUUCACGUCCCCACACGGUCAUAGGCACAGCAUUGAGUAUUGUCUCAGUUUCUCUUCUGUCGGUUGAGAAUUUCAAUGAUUUUUCUCCGCCCUUCUUUACUGGACUUUUACAGGCAGUGAUUGCUGCACUAUUCAUGAACAUUUACAUUGUUGGACUGAAUCAGUUAUUUGACAUUGAAAUAGAUAAGGUUAAUAAGCCGACUCUCCCACUCGCUUCCGGGGAAUACUCUUUCAGAACUGGCACUGCAAUUGUUUCCAUUUUUGCUAUUAUGAGCUUUGCCAUUGGAUGGGUUGCUGGAUCUUGGCCAUUGUUUUGGGCCCUUUUCAUUAGUUUCAUUCUUGGAACUGCAUAUUCUAUCAAUCUACCGUUUUUUAGAUGGAAGAGAUUUGCUGUAGUUGCUGCCAUGUGCAUCCUUGCCGUCCGUGCUGUGAUUGUUCAACUAGCAUUUUUUCUUCACAUGCAGACCUUUGUAUUUAGAAGACCAGCUAGCUUCUCGAAGCCGUUGAUUUUUGCAACUGCAUUUAUGACCUUCUUUUCAAUUGUUAUCGCAUUAUUUAAGGGCUAUUAA
Phalaenopsis equestris is the source of this 839-nucleotide messenger RNA. Its product is annotated as probable homogentisate phytyltransferase 1, chloroplastic. Gene Ontology annotation, cellular component: membrane. Gene Ontology annotation, molecular function: transferase activity, transferring alkyl or aryl (other than methyl) groups. NCBI's taxonomy places the organism in Eukaryota, Viridiplantae, Streptophyta, Magnoliopsida, Asparagales, Orchidaceae. The record is from RefSeq and is a predicted model, not a curated record. The transcript has 8 exons. Bases 66 to 839 code for a protein of 257 amino acids.